Acomys russatus (golden spiny mouse) is the source of this 1612-nucleotide messenger RNA. RefSeq names its product receptor accessory protein 4 (gene Reep4). Lineage: Eukaryota; Metazoa; Chordata; Mammalia; Rodentia; Muridae. The coding region runs from base 473 to 1246 and encodes 257 amino acids. Gene Ontology annotation, molecular function: microtubule binding. The transcript has 8 exons. The record is from RefSeq and is a predicted model, not a curated record. Gene Ontology annotation, cellular component: endoplasmic reticulum tubular network; endoplasmic reticulum membrane; cytoplasmic microtubule. Gene Ontology annotation, biological process: endoplasmic reticulum tubular network organization.
GCGCCUCACGCUUGAGCGCUGGGGUUGGGCAGGACCAGGUUCCGUGCAACUUUCAAGUGAGUUACAAACUCCGCCCCGGAGGCUGGUGCUGGUGGUCGAACUCUCUGGGACCCCGGCGGCCGAGAGAACGGAGAUCCGGACCUGCCACCCGGACCCGGAACUAUCAGCCGCGCCCUGGACGGGCGGACGCGCGGUUCUCCGCGGUAGGAACUGUGGGACCGAGCCGCCAGGAUUCGGCGGCGCGGGGCGGAGGAACGCACUGGCCUGCCUUGGUCCUAAGGCGGCUUCCUCCGCAAGGCCCUACUGGUUUUGGGUUCGCCAUACUCCCAGCACUGUGGGAUCGGAGUCAGAGUGGUGACUUCUGCCUACGCCGUGGGACAGGUGUACCGCAACACCACUCGGCCCCUUGCCCCAGCUCCUGAGCGAGCGUCCCUCCGGUAGUCUCUUGGGGUCAUCCCCCAAGGCUGUCAGAAUGGUGUCCUGGAUGAUCUGUCGCCUGGUAGUGCUCAUAUUUGGCAUGCUGUAUCCCGCGUAUGCUUCCUACAAAGCUGUGAAGAGCAAGAACAUUCGAGAAUAUGUCCGCUGGAUGAUGUACUGGAUUGUCUUUGCAAUCUUCAUGGCAGCAGAAACCUUCACAGACAUCUUCAUUUCCUGGUUCCCUUUUUAUUAUGAGAUCAAGAUGGCCUUUGUGCUAUGGCUCCUCUCGCCUUACACCAAGGGGGCCAGCCUGCUUUACCGGAAGUUUGUCCACCCAUCCCUAUCCCGCCAUGAGAAGGAGAUUGAUGCAUGCAUUGUACAGGCCAAGGAGCGUAGCUACGAGACCAUGCUGAGUUUCGGGAAGCGGGGCCUCAACAUCGCUGCCUCGGCUGCUGUGCAGGCUGCUACCAAGAGUCAGGGUGCUCUAGCUGGAAGGCUGCGGAGCUUCUCCAUGCAAGACCUGCGCUCUAUCCCUGACACCCCUGCCCCCACCUACCAAGAUCCUCUCUACUUGGAAGACCAAGUACCCCGUCGCAGACCCCCAAUUGGGUACCGACCAGGUGGCCUGCAGGACAGUGACACAGAGGAUGGCUGUUGGUCAGACAAUGAGAUAGCCCCCCAGCCACCUGUCCGGACCCGAGAGAAGCCUCUGAGCCGCAGCCAGAGCCUUCGGGUGGUCAAGAGGAAGCCAUUGGUGCGAGAGGGCACCUCACGCUCCCUGAAGGUCCGAACCCGGAAAAAGACCAUACCGGCAGACAUGGAUAGCUAAAGCAUGCAGAUUUGGGCCAUCUUACCUCUGGAGCCAGCAGGGCACCAUUUGCUGCUACACCAGCUACCUGGGCUCUGCCCCUUUCGGCUUCUGCAGCUGCCUAAGGGGCACAUGGUGUGGUACCCUCAUGGGGAUGCACCCACAAUAUACCAAAGCAGGCCAGGCCCAGGGGCCUAUUUAUUGCCUUCCUCAAACAUGGGACCAGAACCCCACUAGUCCCUAUAAGUGAAAUCAAGAGCCCAACCACUUGUGUAAAUUCCCUCUUGUCCUUCAAAGUACUUGACAGCCUUUUCCAAGGCGUGUAUGUGUGUGUGUGUGUGUGUGUGUGUGUGUGUGUGUGUGUGUGUGUUUCAUGUUGGUAAGUGA